GUCGGAGACCAGAUCCUGGAGGUGAACGGCAGGAGCUUCCUCAGUAUCCCCCACGACGAGGCUGUGAAGCUGCUUAAGUCUUCCCGCCACCUCAUCAUGACGGUGAAGGACAUCGGGAGGCUGCCUCAUGCCCGCACCACUGUGGAUGAGACAAGGUGGAUAGCAAGCUCCCAGGUCGGGGACACCCUCAUCACCUCAGCAGGGUACGUGCUUGGUGCACCCCGUCCGAUUCCUUGGCAUCUCAAGCCAAAGCCUUUCUCCUGUCUCCCGCAGCCCGUGUUCUAUCGCGGCCUGGCUGGCUCACAGGUGACACUGAGCACCAUGGUGAACCAGACCCGUGUCAUGCUGGAGGAGCAGGCACGGCACCUCCUCAAUGAGCAGGAGCGGGCCACCAUGGGCUACUACCUGGAUGAGUACAAGGAAGGCCACAUCUCCGUGGAUGCUCUGGUCAUGGCGCUCUUUGAACUACUCAACACACAUGCUAAGUUCUCGCUGCUUUCAGAGGUCCGGGGUGUCAUCUCCCCGCAAGAUCUCGACCGCUUCGACAACCUGGUACUGAAGAGGGAGAUUGAGUCCAUGAAGGCACGUCAGCCCUCGGGGCCCACCAUUGCCAGCGACUCCUACUCCAUGAUGUCCUACAGCGACACCGUCUCCUCCUCCAGCAGCCACUUCACUGCCACCACUGUCAGCUCAGCCCGGGAGCGGCUCUUGUGGCUAAUAGACCUGAUGGAGAACACGUCAGAGUUGGAGGGAAGUGGAGAUGGCCACCAAAGCAGUAUCAACACCCUGCCAGAUGUCUCCCUGGAUGAUCUCUCCUCCUUCCCAGAUGAACCACCCAACUUCAAGCCUCCGCCUCCUCCUUCAGCCCCACAGAUGCUGGCCCCCUCCUCUGCCCAGCACAGGACCACAGGGAAGGACAAGCCCAAGCGCCCUUCCUCUGAGUCCUCCCAGUCAGGCCUCUUCUUCGUGGCCCCCCGGCACCCAACACCCUCCCCCAGCCACCCUGAGAAGGACACGGUCAGCAUCACCUCCACAGCCACCACAUCCACGGAGGAGUCAGCCCCAAGCCCCAUCUAUGCCACCAUCUCCCCAGCUCUGCACAGCUCCAGGAGGCAGAUGGAUGCUCAGCUCUCCUUGGUCAGCCAGCAGCCCAUCGGGCCCUUCCCCAGGGUCCAGUCCCCAACCAGGUUGAAUAGCGUAUCCCUGGAGGGUCCUGCAUCUGGUGGGCUUCAGAGCCCCUCUUCCCCAUCGCCGCCUCCUCCUCCAUCCCACCCAGCACCCCCUCCUCCAGACAAGGGCAGCCCUCAGGCUGUGGCCAACCAGCACUUCAUCAUGGUGGAGGUGCACCAGCCCAACAGCGAGCCUGACGUCAAUGAAGUGAGGCCCUUGCCCCAGGCCAGAGCUUCCACGCUGUCGCAGCUCUCGGACAGUGGGCAGACACUGAGCGAGGACAGUGGGGUGGACAUCGGCGAGGUGGAGCUGAGCAGCAGGGACAAGGGCCGGCAGCUGAUCUCUGGGAAAAGCCGAAGCCUCCAGGAGGCCCGGAGCAGCAAUGGGGCGGCAGAAGGAGCCUCCAAGCCGCCGGGGCUGCUGGAGCCCACAUCUUGCCUGAUCCGUGUGUCCAAGAGUGCUCCGACCCUGGGCAUCGCCAUCGAGGGGGGAGCAAACACACGGCAGCCUAAACCUGCCCUGGUGCAGCUUGAGCGCGGGGGCUCAGCACACAACUGUGGGAAGCUGAAGGUGGGCCACGUCAUCCUGGAGGUGAAUGGCACGGGGCUGCGGGGCAAGGAGCACCGGGAAGCUGCCCGGAUCAUCGCCGAGGCCUUUAAGCUGAAGGAAAAGGACUACAUUGAUUUCUUGGUCACAGAAUUCAACGUUGCCCUUUAG
Nestor notabilis (Kea) is the source of this 1887-nucleotide messenger RNA. It is a transcript of the gene WHRN, whose product is annotated as deafness, autosomal recessive 31. NCBI's taxonomy places the organism in Eukaryota, Metazoa, Chordata, Aves, Psittaciformes, Psittacidae. Gene Ontology annotation, cellular component: stereocilium tip; plasma membrane; photoreceptor inner segment. Gene Ontology annotation, biological process: auditory receptor cell stereocilium organization; sensory perception of sound. The transcript has 10 exons. The annotation marks the transcript as partial. Gene Ontology annotation, molecular function: protein binding. The record is from RefSeq and is a predicted model, not a curated record.